AUGGAGGGAAGUCAGCUCCAACGCCAAGCAGCUUCCAUAAGGAGAACCCUCUUUGAACAGGGUUAUCUCGAUGAACAAUUCAUUCAGCUGGAAGAACUUCAAGAUGAUGCUAACCCUCACUUUGUGGAAGAAGUUGUGAAACUUUUCUACACCGAUUCCGUGAGAUUCAUCCGCAACAUUGAAUUGGCAAUGCAAAGAAAUCCUUUGGAUUUCGACAAGUUGGAUGAUUAUAUGCACCAGUUCAAGGGUAGCAGCUCAGGUAUCGGAGCCAAGAAGGUGAAGAAAGAGUGCACACAAUUCCAGGACUACUGCAAAGCAGGCGAUGCUGAAGGAUGUUUGAGGACCUUCCAAGCAGUGAAACAGGAGCAUGCAAACCUAAAGAGGAGACUGGAAGCCUAUUUUCAGGAGAAGACAGAAGACAUUCUCUUUCGUAGGCUCCUCAAAAAGGAAGAGACACAAACAAAGUCCCUAAUGAGGCACCAAACCUAUGCUGAUAUCCUUGAAAAGGGAAAGGUGGAAGCAAUGGAUAUCAUCAGUGGACCUGAAUCUGUGAUCUGCCCAGAGUUGGGAAUGCUCCAUUUAAAGUUGGGACCACAGGACGGUAGUGAACCCCAAUCGUCUGAUCCUUUCAGCAUUAAUGAUCAUCUUGAGUUGGGCUCCAGUUCAGGCCGACAUAAUGAUUUAGAGAACAUUAUUGGGAGAUAUGUUGAAUUUGUUUUGGGUCAGAGACGCAUUUUCCCCCCGGUUCCUGAUUCUUUCCCUAAGACAGAAAGAGGAUCCACAACUUUAGCUUUUUUUAAUGGAGAUGAAAUUUUGAUAGCUGUUGAUCACAAGGAGUUUUUUAUAUUUUCUCCAAAGUCUUCUGUUCGGAACGUUGUUGAACUUAAUUCUCACAUGCUUGCCGCAAUUUCUGGAGGGCGUGAAGUUUUUCUUUUUCUUGUUAGUAAGUUGGAUGAUGAGAUUCCAGCAAUUGAAGCUGCAAAGUUGGCAAAAUCUGCAAUCUGCUAUGCUGCCUAUGGAGCUUAUGAAUGUGGUAAUUUUGUUAGUGUUUUCCUGGUAAAUGAGGAUGGGUGGAAGACGCUCAUCGCUGGGGAUGUUAUAGAAGAGUGGCAAGAGGAGAAUAUCAAAAUGUUAAGAAGUGACUAUGAUCUCCCAAUGCGAGUUUACAUUGGUUCGCUGGACUAA
Messenger RNA from Oldenlandia corymbosa var. corymbosa, 1185 nucleotides. The record is from the annotation of a GenBank genome assembly. Lineage: Eukaryota; Viridiplantae; Streptophyta; Magnoliopsida; Gentianales; Rubiaceae.